AUGGACGCAGACUUUGCCAGUAACAGAGUGCUCGAGAACAAGACUGUGGCGGGAGGCAAAGGGAUACAAGUGGCGUGCAGGACAUGCACGUUUCUAAACGCGGCCGACGUGACUUCGUGCGGCAUGUGCGGGGCAGAGACAAAAGUGCCGACUCAUGAUGUCCAAGCAGACGGAAGCUGGCAUUGUGGAGGCUGUGAGACGGUGAAUCGACGGGCGGCUCAAGAGUGUUCACACUGUCGUCUCCCAUUGUAUUCCUUGGUGACGACAGCUGCUCCGGCGCAGAUUUUCUGCUCUCGAUGUGGGUUUCUAAAUGAUGGAGACAACUCGACAUGUGUACAGUGUGACCACACGAUUCGCACCAAGCUGGACAAGCUCAGCUCAGGAUUGAGUGAUAGUACCAACUUUCUUGCACGGGAUAUGGGCGUGAACAUUCACGUCAAGUGCCCAGGGUGUCACAUCGUGUGCUACGUACCACCAGCAACGGCGUGUCUGCGUUGUGGUUCUUGCCACACGUACUUUGCCUCUCCGUCCGUCGGGGUGGUGACAAAUUUUCAUGUGAAUCGAUUGGCGUCUUCCAUUUCGAGCUCGUUCAUGGGGUUCUUUGGUAAGAAGCGCGGUGAACAGGAAGAGAACGACAUUGAGCGUGCUCAAGUGGAAGCUCGAGAGGUGCCUGUUGGCCGUCUGAUCGCUGUCGGGCAGAGCGCCGUGAUAUCUUCACGUGAUUCCCAUGCUACUAGUGACGGGAGUGAGCUCUCCGCGAGUCUUCACGAGAGCGAGAUACCUGAAGAUGAAACAGAGGAAAAACGUGACGCAUCUCAAGCCGAAGAGAGUUCAGAUGUUCAAGACGUAAAGCCGCAGGUAAGCAAAACGUUAGUGAGAGUGGACGCGAAGAGCCCUGAAGCAUUGGACAAUGGAGACUGUGCUGUGUCGCAGACAAUGGCGACCAAGUUUCAGCAGCAAUCAACGAAGCCUGCUAGCCGUAGCUCUGGAAAGAAGCAGCCCAUGCUCGCGCGAUCGAUGCCGCUCCAUGCAGCGCUUUUGCCACCCCGGCAAGAACUGGUACUGGUGGAGGGUGAUAUUGUGGAGCUAUAG
Molecule: messenger RNA, 1092 nt
Organism: Peronospora matthiolae
Lineage: Eukaryota; Oomycota; Peronosporomycetes; Peronosporales; Peronosporaceae
Source: the annotation of a GenBank genome assembly